Papaver somniferum (opium poppy) is the source of this 1619-nucleotide messenger RNA. RefSeq lists its product as uncharacterized. The record is from RefSeq and is a predicted model, not a curated record. NCBI's taxonomy places the organism in Eukaryota, Viridiplantae, Streptophyta, Magnoliopsida, Ranunculales, Papaveraceae. The transcript has 5 exons. The coding region runs from base 203 to 1315 and encodes 370 amino acids.
UUGAAAUGUCAGUUUAACCAUCACCAGUCAGCCCCAAAAGUUGAAGGGGGACGGGGUGUUAUAAGAAAAAGUAGUUGUAUUCAAGAAAAAGUACGAAAUCUCAGAUCUCUCUAAAACUCAUCGUCAUCGCCUUGAGAAUUAUAUUUUUCUUGCUGUUUCUGCUGAAUUCUUAUCCAAGGAGCAGGAGCGUGAGGCUGUCAAAAUGGCAGGGAAAAUAUCUGCAGCAUCAGCUAGGGCUCAUACACGAAAAUCAAAACAGAACAGUGGUUUUAAACUUCCAUUUGGAAUGUUUACUACGGUAUCAGUAGUUAUUUUAAUGGGGUUUGUGGCAUUUGCUUAUCAAGCAAUUCAACCUCCACCUCCAAAGAUUUGUGGCACUUCAGAUGGCCCACCAGUUACUGCACCUAGAGUCAAACUCAGUGAUGGAAGGCAUUUGGCCUACAAAGAACAUGGGGUUCCUAGAGAUGAAGCCAAAUAUAAGAUUGUUUUCAUUCAUGGAUUCGGUUCAUACAGACUUACUACAAUACGCCUAUCUCAAGAACUUGCUGAAGAACUGGGGAUAUAUAUGGUGUCAUUUGACAGACCUGGGUAUGGAGAGAGUGAGCCAAAUCCAAAACGGACAGAGAAGGGUAUUGCAUUGGAUGUAGAAGAGCUUGCUGAUCAGUUAGGUCUAGGAUCUAAAUUCUAUGUACUUGGAUUUUCUAUGGGAGGUCAGGCGACCUGGGGCUGCCUAAAAUACAUCCCUCACCGGUUAGCAGGAGCAGCACUAGUCGCCCCAGUUAUCAAUUACUGGUGGCCCGGAUUUCCUGCCAAUUUGUCGAAAGAAGCGUAUGAAAAGCAACUUCUACAAGACCAAUGGACUCUUCGAGUGUCUCACUACGCCCCAUUCCUCACAUACUGGUGGAACACUCAGAAAUGGUUUCCUGCUUCAAGUGUUGCAGCCAAAUCCAGUGCUAUUCUUUCUACGCAAGACAGAGAGAUCCUUUCCAAAAUUCCUAGGGUAGACAUGGCACCAAUAACGCAGCAAGGUGAAUUCGAGUCACUUCAUCGUGACCUGAAUGUUGGUUUCGGAAGCUGGCAGUUUGAUCCUAUGGACCUUGAAGAUCCAUUUACUUGCGGUGAAGGUACAGUCCACCUGUGGCAUGGGGAUGAAGAUUUGUUUGUACCUAUUAGUCUGCAACGGUAUAUUGCAGAAAAGCUUUCAUGGAUUCAGUACCACGAAUUAGCAGGUUCAGGGCACUUGUUCCCUUAUGCUGAUGGAAUCAACGAUGCCAUUAUAAAGGCACUUGUGCUGGGAGAAAAAAAAGAGGGAUAGUGAAGCCUUCAUGUUAUGUGGAUGGACAGAUUAGUGGUAUGGUAUUAAAAUUGUAAAAUAAUUGAUUACAUGUUGGCAAGGUAAAAAUGACUAUACACAACAGUAUGUCUUAUUCAUACAAGUACAAUGUGUCCAGGGUUUUUUACGUAAUGAGCAGAGAAAAUGUCAAGGGGGACUAGGGGAGUAUUCUUUACAUUUUUUUUUACAUACUGUGAUCGAGUUUCAUUGUAAUUCUAUUGAUUUUGUAACUUUUGUUAGACCAAUAGAUGAUAAAUUGGCAUUUCCUAAUAGAUGAUAUGAUUCU